AUGUUACAAACUACAAAUAUGCAGAGCAGGAGGGAUUUUGAGAGGCUGGGAUGCAUCAUUUUCCUUCCGCUCUCAAUCACAGCCUGUUUGGGAGAUCAGUUAUCGGAAUCCCAAUAUUUGUUCAAUUUCAUUAAAUCCAUUGAUCCACAAAAUGUGCUCGGAAUUGACUGGAAUAUUGGGUUGGAGCAUCAUCCCUGCUUGCAUAAGUUGAAGGGUGUAAAGUGCAACUCAAGGGCUACCACCAUUGAAGAAAUCAGGCUUGAGAAUCAUAACCUUAGUGGCAUCAUUGAUGCAGAUCCCCUUUGCAAGCUCCGAAAUCUGCGAGUUCUUAGCUUAGCAAAGAAUCACAUCAGAGGAACUAUUCCUGACUCAGUAUCGUAUUGCUCAAGGCUGACUUAUUUAAAUCUAAGCAACAAUCUUCUAAGUGGAACGAUACCUCUGGCUCUAAAUAGAUUAAAAUAUCUCAGGAGCCUGGACAUCUCCAACAAUCUUCUGACUGGAAGGUUGCCUAUGGAUCUAACUAAACUGAAAUACCUUCAGAGCUCGAGCAUCUCUAACAAUCAUCUUACCAAGCAGGAACUCAAGAACCUCCAUACAUAUUCCUUAUUAUCAAGUACAUCACAGAAGGAAGCCAGGGUAGAGGCAUUGGAACCAACGUACCCACCUACGGAGAGCUCUAAUGGCCAGUGGUAUGGGAACUGGAAAGUCUGGAUAGCUCUAGUUCUGGGCAUUGGAAUCUUUGUUUCGGUGAUCGCAUGGAUACUGAGAAAGAAGGACGCAGACUUAACCGGAAAGAUGGAGAUUCUGAAGGUACUUAAGGAUCCUUCUCAUAAAACACCUCCAGCCAUGGCCAGAGAGGAAGUUAAGCCAAUCGAAAGACGCUCAGAGCUUGUGUUCUUUAUUGAAGAGCAGGAAAGGUUCCAAUUGGAGGACCUCCUUGAAGCCACAGCUGACUUGCGAAAGGAGUGUUGA
Messenger RNA from Carya illinoinensis, 972 nucleotides. RefSeq names its product probable LRR receptor-like serine/threonine-protein kinase At4g36180. The record is from RefSeq and is a predicted model, not a curated record. Bases 1 to 972 code for a protein of 323 amino acids. NCBI's taxonomy places the organism in Eukaryota, Viridiplantae, Streptophyta, Magnoliopsida, Fagales, Juglandaceae. Gene Ontology annotation, molecular function: protein binding. The transcript has a single exon.